CAAGUGCGGUGCUGGCAGCGCUCCCGGCCCUGCGGUGCCUGGCGAGCUUCCCGUGCCGCCCUGGCACUGAUUGUUUUCCCCAGCGCAGGGAGACAGGUCAGGACACAUGUGGCCCAUCAGCAGCAGCGCCAGGCCUCGCGCGUGCCGGCUAUCACCACGAUCUUGUCCCACGUCCAGCACUUUCUUCCCUUCUCAUCCCUCUCCUCACCUAGGCACAGGGAUGUAUCUUGUUACUCCCUGUCUGGGGGGCAGAGGAGGUGGCAGGGGGCCAAGGUGCGCUGGGGCAUGCUUGGCACACACCAGGGGGAAGAUGCUCCCUGUGCAGCCGUGCCCUUGGCUCCCACCAUGCCGGUGUGGGUGCAGCCAAGCCAGUGCCCUCCCCACAUGUGGGGCAUGGGACCCCCCCCGUGUCCUCCUUCCCGGUGGCUGCUCUGGGGAAGGCUGGGGGACGCCAGGGUGGCAGGAGACAGUGCUUGGGGCUUCUUGGUGUCAUAAGAGCUGCCGUCGCCGGGCUCUAAGUACUGACGCCAGCAAAGGCAUCCAUACAUCUGCUCCGGGCUGGUGUGAAUCAUCUCCCAGCAAUGCCCGUGGCCGCACUGCCCAGCCAGCCUGGCUGCCCUGCCGACCGACCGGCACUGCCCGUGGCACCAGCCAAGUGCAUGGACAGAGCUCAGGAUGAGCUGGGGUGAUGGGGACAUGGGAGGACAAUGCUCAGGACUCAGCUGGGGUGAUGGGGACAUGGGAGGACAAUGCUCAGGGCUGAGCUGGGGUGAUGGGGAUAUGGGAGGACAAUGCUCAGGGCUGAGCCGGCAUGAUGAGUACAUGUAAGAAAAUGCUCAAGACCAAUCCUGGGUGGUGGGGAUGAUGUUUGGGGAUGAGCUGCAUCGAUGGAGAUGAUGCUCAGGGCUGACCCAUGAUGAUGGCGAGGUGGCUGAGCAUGGCAUAGAGCGGGCCAUGAGCCAUCAAGCAGCAUGUGGGCACCGUCUGCCUUGCAGAUGGCAUGGGGUUGGCAGGCACUGCUCGGGCAUGGCAGUUUCCCUGCCAGGAAGAGGUGUGGAUGCACUGCUUCCUCUGUGGGGACCAGAGCAGCCUGCAGCCAGUGCCACCCAUGGUGUCCGUGUGGCACGUCAGUCCCACGACCCGUGGGAGGAUGCACAGGGUGAGCCACCGUGUUUCACUUCCACACGGAGCGAGCCUGGGUCACCCACACAGGGCUCGGGGCGAGGAGGAGGAGGAGGAGGAGCAGAGGAGGAGCCGUAGGCUGCAGCCGCCCUCCCCGCCUGCACCCCAGGAGUCAUUUGGCCUUGGUGACCAGGUCUUGGUGGCAGCAGCCCCGGCUCCGGUCAGCUCACCCAGGGAGCAGCCUGGAGCCUGAGGAGCGCAGCAUGGAGCCGCCGGCUGAGCCGGAGGAGGAAGUGCCCAUCACCACGGCACCCGGCCCGGCAGGAUGCCAGCUCUUCGGUUACGUGGGAAUUGAAGCUGUGCUGGACCAGAUGAAGAUCAAAACCAUGAAGACGGGCUUCGAGUUCAAUAUCAUGGUUGUGGGGCAGAGUGGGCUGGGGAAGUCGACAAUGGUGAACACCCUCUUCAAGUCCAAGGUGAGCCGCAAAGCCUCGCAGCCCGGCCAGGAGGAACGCAUCCCCAAGACCGUGCAGCUGCAGUCCAUCACCCAUGUCAUUGAGGAGAAAGGUGUGAAGAUGAAGCUGACGGUGACAGACACACCAGGGUUUGGGGACCAGAUCAACAAUGAGAACUGCUGGGACCCCAUCAUCAAAUACAUCAACGAGCAAUAUGAGAGAUACCUGCGUGAGGAGAUACUCAUCACCCGCAAGAGGAAGAUUCCGGACACCCGGGUCCAUGGAUGUGUCUACUUCAUCCCUCCCACAGGUCACUGGCUGCGCCCACUGGACCUGGAGUUCAUGCGGCGGCUCAGUAAGAUCGUCAAUGUGGUGCCGGUGAUCGCCAAAGCAGACACACUCACACUGGAGGAGCGAGCAGAGUUCAAGCAGCAGAUCCAGGAGGACCUGAAGACCCAUGCAAUCAGCGUGUACCCCCAAGAGGACUUUGACCAGGACCCGGAUGACAGGGUGCUGAAUGACAGGAUUCGGGAGAAUAUCCCCUUUGCUGUGGUGGGAGCAGACCAGGAGCACCAGGUCAACGGCAAGCGGGUGCUGGGCCGCAAGACCAAGUGGGGCAUCAUUGAAGUGGAGAACCCGACACACUGCGAGUUCCCCCUCCUGCGGGACCUGCUGAUCCGGUCCCACCUGCAGGACCUGAAGGACAUCACCCACAAUGUCCAUUACGAGAGCUACCGCGUGCGGCGGCUGAACGAGAGCAACUGCCCAGUGCUGAGCCCCCUCAAUGGGCUGGCCAGCAAGGGCGAGGCUGGCAGCGACCUCUGAGCCACCGCGUGUCCCCCUGGAGCCACCCC
Molecule: messenger RNA, 2431 nt
Organism: Melopsittacus undulatus (budgerigar)
Lineage: Eukaryota; Metazoa; Chordata; Aves; Psittaciformes; Psittaculidae
Product: septin-12
Exons: 10
Coding region: 1386-2402 (338 amino acids)
Biological process (GO): intracellular protein localization; cytoskeleton-dependent cytokinesis
Cellular component (GO): septin ring; cell division site; microtubule cytoskeleton
Molecular function (GO): GTP binding; GTPase activity; molecular adaptor activity
Source: RefSeq, a predicted model, not a curated record